Molecule: messenger RNA, 801 nt
Organism: Neoarthrinium moseri
Lineage: Eukaryota; Fungi; Ascomycota; Sordariomycetes; Amphisphaeriales; Apiosporaceae
Exons: 2
Coding region: 1-801 (266 amino acids)
Cellular component (GO): intracellular anatomical structure
Molecular function (GO): oxidoreductase activity, acting on NAD(P)H, oxygen as acceptor
Source: RefSeq, a predicted model, not a curated record
AUGCCUCAGCGUAUCCCCACCGCCUCCAAGCUCCUGGACCUCUUCUCCCUGAAGGGCAAGGUCGUCGUCGUCACCGGCGCUUCCGGACCCCGGGGUAUGGGCAUUGAGGCCGCUCGCGGCUGUGCCGAGAUGGGCGCCAACGUCGCCAUCACCUACUCCAGCCGCAAGGAGGGCGCCGAGAAGAACGUCGAGGAGUUGACCAAGGACUACGGCAUCAAGGCCAAGGCCUACAAGUGCAACGUUGGCGAGUUCUCCGAGUGCGAGAAGCUUGUUGCCGAUGUCAUCAAGGAGUUCGGCCAGAUCGACGGCUUCAUUGCCAACGCCGGUGCUACCGCCGACGGUGGUGUCCUCGAGUGCCCCAAGGAGUCUUGGGACAAGGUCAUCCACACCGACCUGAACGGCACUGCUUACUGCGCCAAGGCAGUCGGCUCCCACUUCAAGGAGCGCGGCACCGGCUCUUUCGUCAUCACCGCCUCCAUGUCCGGCCACGUCGCCAACUUCCCCCAGGAGCAGACCUCGUACAACGUGGCCAAGGCCGGCUGCAUCCACAUGGCCAAGUCGCUGGCUAACGAGUGGCGCGACUUUGCCCGCGUCAACAGCAUCUCGCCCGGCUACAUCGACACCGGUCUGUCCGACUUCAUUGACGAGAAGACUCAGGCCCUGUGGCGGUCCAUGAUCCCCAUGAACCGCAACGGCGACGCCAAGGAGCUCAAGGGCGCCUACGUCUACCUCGUCUCCGACGCCAGCACCUACACCACUGGCGCCGACAUCGUCAUCGACGGUGGCUACACCUGCCGAUAG